This is a messenger RNA of Manduca sexta (tobacco hornworm), 3250 nucleotides long. RefSeq names its product cilia- and flagella-associated protein 91-like. Lineage: Eukaryota; Metazoa; Arthropoda; Insecta; Lepidoptera; Sphingidae. The record is from RefSeq and is a predicted model, not a curated record.
GGAGAGUUCGUAUCUAUGGAGACCAUAUCAAAUAAAAUGUCCGAUGAUAUUUGAUCAAUAAAUGUAGAUACGUGAAAGAAAAGUUCUGUUGAAAGAAAAGUAGGUUUUAAUAAAAUGAGCGGAGAAACACUUUACGAGAGACCUAGGAUCUACGCCGUCUCGAAGAUGAGGGUCCAUGACUAUCUUUAUGAUUCGUCGUUCAUAGUGUCGGGCGCACGUGACUAUGCCAGGACUGCAUUCAAAGCUGCCAUGGCUUCUGCACAACUGACCAUUCAGCCUGUGUACCACACUAUGUUCUCCGAGCUGCGCAAAUGCCCGCGCAUGAGAGUUGUUUACUACCCGAACUGCCGGCUGCCAGAGCACAUGGACCGCACCUAUAGCGGGUACGUGGAGCGAGUUCGGGGGAGCCGCGGUGCGCCUGCGCCGCAACUGCUAGGGAAGGACCGGUUCAAAUUCAGCGCCAUACCCAAGAAGGUCCUGGCGGUGCCGACCUCUGUGCCGGAGUUCAACCCGCCCACGCCGGUGAGCUGGCCGACGGAGCCGACCAAACCGAAGAAUAGAAGCACGCAGAGCAUGUUCAGGGAGUCUUCCGCACAGACGACGCCGUGGCAGCCGGAGGGGAAACCCGCGGAGGAGUGCAACAACACUCCCGAGGUGCUGCAUCUCGACUGCCUCAAAUGGGGGCCCGGCCGUCCGUACCGUCAAGGUGACCUGCCAGCCGACUUCCACACUACGGAGAUCAUCAACAAGUUACGGCACGCUCGUAUGUGGUCGGAAGUGGUGGAGAAGGGGACCUUCCCGCGCUGGAUGAAGAAACGGGAUGCCAUCAUCAGCGACGUGGAGACCAAGGACUGGAUCUUCAGGGAGGCGGAGAUAGACGAGCUGCAGGAGAUCCGCCUGGAACUCCUGCACAGUCUACAGUCACAGCAGAGGGAAAAGCAGUCGAACCGCACCAGCAGGAAGCUGGCCAAACUGUGGUCGUGCAAGAAGCAGGAGAUGCAGCGGAAGAUUGACCACAUCAGGCGCACGAGGGACAGGGAGUUGCGCAAGCUGAGCGCGCUCCACAGCGCCGGCGAGGGCGGUGCCGGGGCCCGCUCCAGCGCCGCCGCCGCCGACCCCGCCUCCGAGCUGCACGCGCCGCUCGCGCGCCACGGCUACCAGGCGCGCCGCCGCCACGCCGCCAUACACUACGACCCCGCACUGCUGUCCCUGGAAGACCACGAGCAGAUCUCGAAGCCGCCGGCGUGGGUGACGCGCUGCGGCCGCGAUCUGACGCUGUCGUGCUCCGGCCACCACGUGCCGCGCGACCCCACGCAGCUCUGCGAGCGGGAGACCAAGUGGAGCGAGCAGUUCCUCGAGAACCUUCACAAUGAUCUUAAGAAGGCGCGGCUGGGCGCGGGCGGUGCGGGGGGCGGUGCGGGGGGCGGGGCGCGGCCGCUGCACGUGCUGCGCGCGCGGCGCAGCUCGGCGGCGGCGCGGCGCGCCACGCCCGCGGUGGAGGCCGUGCCCGACGCGGACGAGGCGCCGCACCAGGCCGCGCUCACGCUGCAGCGCCUGCUCCGGGGCCGCGCCGUGCAGACCCUGAUGUACGAGGGACGCACGCGGUCCGCGGAGCUGACGGAAGAGUUGAAGAUGACGCACGGCCUGCAGAAGGAGGACAAGAUCCGCAUCGCGCGCGAGGAGGCCAAGGCGAGGGAGUACAACGCCAUGAGGACGGAGGCUGAGCAGAAGGAGGACGCGAUCACGGCGCUGGUGGAGGAAUUGUGCGGUGGCGCGGUGUCCGCCGCGCUGCACUUCCUCGAGAAGGAACUGCGCAGGCUCAAGGAGGAGAGGCGGCAGCACGCCUUCAUACUGAUCGCGCUGAGGGACAAGGCGAUGCGCGAGGCGGCGGAGGCAGGGCGCCGGCAGAAGGAGGAGCAUCGCCGUCGCGAGCACGACGAGAUGUUCAAACAGGUGCUGGGCGUGACCCAGCAGACGGUGGACGCGUACCUGCUGGAGGUGGUGGAGCAGGGCGUGGAGCUCGCCGCCGAAGAGGACGCCGUCAAGGAAGCGCAGGCGCACGCCGACAAUAUAGACCUCACUCUCAAGGAGAACGAAGCUAUGUCGACGGCGGAGCAGAGCGAGGCGGUGGCGGAGCUGGUGCAGCAGUUCCUGUUGCCGCACGCGCACCGCGCCGCCGCGCGGCUCCGCCUGCACGCGCGCCAGCACGCGCGCCUCGCCGCCGCCCGGGGCGCCGUCUUCGGCCUGCUGGACGACGCCGAACAACGGGAAGGAGUUGUAGUGGUGGUUGUGAGGGGGGGAAAGUCUUUUACCUGUAUACAAGAUAAGGGACUGAGUAAUGAGUCGUGUGGUACGCCGCCAUCUGUCCCAGAGUGGUGCCCGCAGUGCGGGGAAGCGCUGGGUGCGGCGUGCCGCUGCGACGGCAGCAGCGCCGUGCCGCGGGAGAAGCCCGCCGCGCGACAGGACCCGCGCUGGACCCUCGCCAGACGCCGGCCGCGCGUCAUAGAGAAGAGCGCGGGCGAGCGGUACCCGCCGACGCACGAGAUGCGAUGCAUGCUCAAUACGCUGGUCGAUGAAGCUGUUGUCGAGGCUCGUAAGCGCCGCGAAGACAGGAACUAUCUGACCAAAGAACUCGAGGACGUACUGCAAGAAGGAACCGAGAAGGUCGUGGAGGCGAUGGGGCUGGUCGAAAUAUUAAUCGACCGUGCUACUGGUGUGACGUCAGUUCCGGUGAAGCAGUCCCGCUACCACCACUACAUGAAGCGCAUCGUGGGAGACGCGCUGGCCAGGAGCGAGCCCUUCAGCCCUGGUCCUUGUCCUAAGGAGUUGCCGUCGGAGCGUCGUCGCCUCCAGGAGGAGCUGGUGCGCGACAAGACGUGUCGGUGUGACGAGCCGCCGCCGCCGCAGUUCAGGGUCAUGUUUGAAGGUGAAGCCGAGGUGGUGAAGGAGGAGAGCGCGGCGCUGCUGCCGUCGGAGCUGCGCGCGCUCGAGGAGCUGAGGCGCUGCAAGUGCGACACCAGCGCCGCGCCGAGCCCCGCGGAUGUUGUUUCGUUUGAAGAUAAGUUGGAUGAAAACCAAACUGAAGUAGAAGACACCAUUCCUGAUGAAACUCCUGAUGAUUAAUGCUGGCAAUACAACAAUGAAUCGGUCAAACUAGGAAUGAUUUUUUCGACUGUUUUAGACGUUUUGUAUAAUAAUAUCAUGAUUUUGAGAAUGUAAUGUUUAAUAAUAAAUUAUUUUUCAUCCUAAA